AAUAGCUUCGCUUCCUUCUGUAGAAAGUGUCAACAGAACUGGAAAUAUGUCUAGUAACGGGAGAAUAACGCUAAUAUUUGGAGGCUUCUUUGCUGCCGUAGUAGCAGCUUUUUAUCCUAUAUAUUUCCAUCCUCUUACUCAUACGGAUGAAUACAAGCAAAUCCAGAAAGUUAAUCGAGCUGGAAUCAAUCAAGCAGAUGUUCAGCCUGUUGGUAUGAAGAUAUGGUCAGAUCCAUUCAAACCAAAGUCAUGAUGCAACUCCAGUGAUUAAAGCAGACCAGAGAAGAGAUUCAUGAGAAUGAAUAUGCUAUUGUAAAUGUGUGGUAUAGGUACAUGCUGGACUCUCAAACAAAAAUGCUCUACAGCCACUUUUUUCCUUGCUUGAGUGAGUGAUGAAAUGCAUGUGCAUGUGAAAUAAACCUUUUGCUGUGGGA
Molecule: messenger RNA, 434 nt
Organism: Electrophorus electricus (electric eel)
Lineage: Eukaryota; Metazoa; Chordata; Actinopteri; Gymnotiformes; Gymnotidae
Gene: smim20
Product: small integral membrane protein 20
Biological process (GO): mitochondrial respiratory chain complex IV assembly
Cellular component (GO): mitochondrial inner membrane
Source: RefSeq, a predicted model, not a curated record